Molecule: messenger RNA, 2124 nt
Organism: Tripterygium wilfordii
Lineage: Eukaryota; Viridiplantae; Streptophyta; Magnoliopsida; Celastrales; Celastraceae
Exons: 5
Coding region: 664-1875 (403 amino acids)
Source: RefSeq, a predicted model, not a curated record
CACGUGGAAAUAAACAGAACGCGGAGGUUCAGCUUUCGCCUUUCAGGGUCUCAGCGCAAUUAGUAGUAAUCAGAUUAAUAAUUAAUCAAUUAUUAUUUAUCCCGAUAUAUUAGGGUUUCCUUUCUUUCCAUUUCUUGGAGUACGAGUUCCCACGUCGAGCAGUGAAUUUCUUCCUUCUUCGUCCACUCGUCACCUGUUAACGUCUUAUUGUGUAGUGCGUGCUGCACUACGGACUGGUGGUUUUCUGAGCUGUCUCGUUGAAUUUUGCUAAAGAUUGUGCCAAAUGCUCUGCAGGUUAUGUUUUCUACAACCUUGCUGAUAAAGCAUUGAAAAAGAUUGAUUGGAGAAGUUAUGUGCUGAGGAUGUCGAGUUUAUGGGAUGCCGUGCUGUUGAUUUUCGAUUAUAUACAUCCUGCUUCCAUUAGCAGAUGCUCGUUGUCUAUUUGAAUUUACGUUGUUCACUAGUUGGAGCAUGUAGCAUAGGCAAUUGUAGUUUGGAAAUUGCAUCUCUCCAAGUCAGAAGAUAGCCAGUGGCACGCCUUAUAAGGGUUGAAAGCUAGCAACAUUUUAGUGGUAAGGUCUGUUGAAAAUAGCUAAAACGGGGUCGCUGUGUUGUGUGGCCGCAAGGCCACAUGGGUCAAAUGCUGCCGGUAGGGACUGGUCCAUGGAUCCACAUGAGCCAUACUGGCGAACCAAUUCAAGCUUCUCGCCACUACCAUCAAGAUGGGAUUUUCGAUUUCAAUCUGAUGACUGGCAAGAUGGUAGUCAACUGUUUGGGUCUUCAUCUUCAUCAAACAGUAAAGAAAGUAGCAGAUGGAUGAGAAGCAACCAUCUAUAUGGUCACCAUUAUUCAUCUGAUGUUACUGGGCUGUUUUUGAGUAGUCCAUCUGACCUUUCACAGGGUCCUCAAUGGACACCUCCAGCAAUCCAGGAAAUCAGCAUUGAUGAGUAUGAAGCUGCCACAAGGAAAGAUAUGGUUUUGCAGCAAUCACGCUCUACUCCUAAUGCAGAGGGAAACUCCGGAAAUCCAGAUAGUGCAGGCUCCACUUCUCUCCAUUCUGACAGUAGUGAAUCUGAGUCUGCUACAAGAACGAGAUUACCAUCUUAUCAAAACUUCUCAAGUCACCAUCGCUGCUUUUUAUCCAAACCUGUUCACCCUUUCUCAUUCCCCAAUCGAAGUCCUAGAGGAGCUUCCGACUCCACAGCUGUUUGGUUGUCAGAGUUUGAUACAACUCAACAUAGAGAUUCCCAUCCCUGUAGCAGUACUAGAAGCAGUGCUGAGUUUGCAGAUGUUUCUGAGGCGUUUGGAUGUGAAGUUCCAGGCCAAACCUUUACCCCAUCAGUUGGUUUUAGAUGUGGAUUAUGUGAAAGAUUUCUGUCACAGAGAUCUCCAUGGGGUUCUCGGCGGAUUGUGAGAAGUGGAGACAUGCCAGUUGCUGGGGUUCUCUCUUGCCGUCAUGUUUUUCAUGCAGAAUGUUUAGAGCAGAUAACCCCAAAAACUCAUAGGAAUGAUCCUCCUUGCCCGCUCUGUGUCAGAAUGGAGGAGAAUUCCCCUGACCAGUGCUUAUUUUCCAGGUUGAGGAAUAGUUUCCCAAAGCUAAGGCCGUUUGGUGAAGAUGGUCAAUCAAAACCAUGGGGAUGUACGCAGGUGGGAGACUGCGUGGAAGGAGCUCUGCAUGCUCCUCCUCCAAGCAAUACCACGUUGUUUCUCAACCGCAACCGUAUCAGGAAGAGCUUGUCAUUGAAAACUAAUUCAAGCAAAGAAUUCCCUGGUAAGUUGAAGAAAAAUGGUCCAUACUCCCUGCAGCUGGUCGGUGGAAAGUCAGUCGAUCAGAGCCCACUUGGUUGCUCAGAGGAAGCUGGCAUUAUCGGUUGAUGUUGUUAAUAUGUAGAUGGAAUUAUUUUACAAGUUUUCCGACUGUAUGUUUGCUGAUUGAUUGAAUGUCUCAAAAGGGUGUUCGGAAGAGUAGGUCAUAUCUUAUACUGAUGGUUAAUGUGUGUCUGGACGUUUGAUCUUCUCAUCUGACACCGAUAAUUUUUAUGUAUGAUGUGAAUUAAGAAAAUUUAAAAAAAAAGAAAUGGCCCAUGCAGGUUUCGAACCGGGAAGGUCGCGCUAUUAGCACGA